GGGGCGGGGUUUCAUCGCUUUUUGAGCCUCAUCACAAUCACCGUUGUUUGAAGAAUUCCAACAAUACUUGCAAAAGCAAAAAAUAAACACUGGAACUAUAUUAUAUCGAUACCACAAGCGCAGUGGACUCAACGUUUCCUGGUCGUUGUUUCCAUUACGAUAGAGGGAAGCAAGAACAGUGUUGAUCGCAGAGAGAGUUUGAUUGACUGGUCGUCCAUCCAGUGAGCAUGGAGGCAGGAGAAGACCAGACCAACUCCAGCUCAGCCAAUAGCAGCGCAGCAUCAGGGGGAAACUCCCGCCCCCCUCAGAUAGCUCAAAUGUCUCUGUAUGAAAGGCAAGCCGUGCAGGCACUGCAGGCAUUACAGAGGCAGCCCAAUGCAGCUCAGUACUUUCAGCAGCUGAUGCUGCAGCAGCACAUCAACAGCGCUCAACUCAACCUGGCUGCUGUGCAACAGGCAACUCUUGCAGCGAGUCGUCAGUCCAGUUCUCCCAGUAACAGUGUCUCUCAAGCUACAAGUUCAGCACAAUGCACAGUCAACUUAAGUACCGCAGCUGGUGGAGGGACCAUGACAAACCCCCGUCCAGUGGGACCUGCCACCUCUGCAACAUCACCAGCCCUUAACCAGUCAGUUUUGUUAGGUGGAAACUCGGGUGGACAGGGUCAGAUGUACCUGAGAGUAAACCGCUCUCUCAGGGCACCUCUCACCCCUCAGCUCAUUUUCAUGCAUGGUACUCCCGCGACAGCUGCUGUGUCAACGGUUGCCCAACAGCAGCCCCAGCAGCAGCAGCAGCAGCAGCAACAACAGGAAACGGCUCCCACAUCCUCAAGUAACCAGUCAGACAAUGAUCAGGUACAGAAUUUGGCAAUGCGUUGCGUUUCCACUCCAAGGGUGGCUGCUGUGAAGACAGAGUUUGCAGACAGGAAGGAGACAAGUGGCUCAUUCCCACUUAACCAGCAAACUCAGACUCAGCAGCAGUUUGGUCAGUCAGCCCAGCAGAUCCAACCACAGACUCAAGCGCUCGCCAACACCAAACUGCAAAACUGCUCUAAUGCCGCUAAUCCCAGCAUGCCUGGCCUCAACGUGAAGGGCGCUAACCAAUCGGCUGUCACCCCACAGCAAGCAGGAGGUUCCUCCAAUCCUCCGUCCUCCUCGCCUUCCCCCUCGCUCCCUCUCUCCCAGAUCCUCCUUUCUCAAUCUGGCUUGUGCCAAGCUCGAGGAGUACCAGCUGCUGCGGCCACCGUUACCCACAUCCUAGUGCCCACCUCCAAUGUUCCUACAUCUUCUCAAGGCUAUCCGAUGGGCACGGUGGCAACCAAAUCCAACAUGACUGCCCAGACAUUAGUGGUGCAGCCACUCCAGCAGACAGGGGCAAAUUUGAGCACAGAAAAACUGGGUCAUGGAACGGGACAUGUGCCCAUUCAGCCUAAAACAGCUCAGGGGCAUCGGCUGCCGGUGCAGAUGCCCCCUCGCCACCCUCCUCCUAUUCUCCCAGCACCACCCAACAAUGGCCAAGCCACGGGAGGCCAUCACCCUCCUCACGUCCCGGUUCAGCUGGUUGGAGCGAGGCAGAGCACACUAGGAAACUCCCAGGCUUUAGCAGUGGCCCAGGCUCGGACCUGUUGCGCCCAGCAGGACGCCACGGCUGUCGUGCCCAUCAAUAACUCCGGUGGCAAUGUUGUUACUAUGGUGACUGCUGUGGAAACAGGCGGAGCCGGCAUGUGCCUUAAAACAGCCCAAAGUGCCCUCCCAGUGUCUCAGAUGCAAACCAAUCAGAGCUCAGCGCUGAGUCAGGGUAAUCCUGCUUCGGUCACACACUCGAUGGAUGGACAGAAUAACUCUGGAGAUUCUGUUUUUAUUCAGUCUGGAACAGCUCAGACGAAGCCUGGGAUUGGUCCAUUGAAAAGAAAAUCUGAAUCAGAUUUACCCCAUGAGAUGUCAGUUGAAGCCGUAAAUGCAAGUCCGUCACUGCAAGACUCCGCUCCUCCUCUCUCACCAGCUCCCUCAUUAGAUACAGUCCCAGAGAUGGCGUUCUCCUCUCCUCCUACUCUCUCUCUUUCUCUCCCUCUCCCUCGUGGAGGAGGGCAGGGUGAUCGAGCACCUGUCCCACAGGCUGUGGUCAAACCUCAGGUUCUCACUCACCUCAUUGAGGGCUUUGUUAUCCAGGAGGGAGCUGAACCUUUCCCUGUGGCUGGGCCAUUGAAAGAACUUCCUGUGGCUGUUCCACCUAUCCUACAUCCAGAGAAUGUCCGCUCUGAUAAGUUAAAGUGUGAAUACUGUCUAAGAUUUGCACCGGCCAACCAGUUCAGACGAUCCAAGCGCUUCUGUUCCAAAACCUGUGCAAAGAGGUACAAUGUCAGCUGCAGUAACCACUUCCGUGUCAGCAGGGGUCUUGAGGGUGUAGAACGGCCAUCAGGGGGCCCUGUUGUACAGGAUGUUAUUGCUAGACGCAGAGGUCCUCGCAGAAGCAGUUCUGAGAUCGCCUGUGCUAAAAUAACAGGCAGGCAUCUUCCUGUAAAGUGUCGUUCAGAAUCUAGUCGUUCUGAGGACAUCUCCAGCUGUGAGGGUGAGGAAGAGGAAGACUUCUUGUCACUCUCUCCCAGCUCAUCCUUCUCAUGCCCGAGACCAACCCACUGUGGUCCUCAGUUGGAUGACACAGCACCAAGUAGCCUCCCAGUGGAUGAGAACCACUUCUUAUCUGGCAACCCGGCUCACUGGAGUGUGGAGGAAGUUUGUCAGUUCAUUUCUUCUCUUCAAGGUUGUGAGGACCUGGCAUCCCAGUUCCUUUCACAGGAGAUUGAUGGGCAAGCGCUCAUGCUUCUUAAGGAAGAGCAUCUUAUGUCCACCAUGAACAUCAAACUCGGUCCUGCCCUUAAAAUCUGUGCUUCUAUCAACAGCCUGAAGGAUUGAACGAGGGACAGAGAGAGCGAAGUAGCAGGAUUAGAGCUUUAUACUUCCGUCACCAGCCUGAGAAACUGAAGGGCAUGAAAAGACAGUAGUUUGUAUGGAUGACCUAGAGAUUAAUAAAUAAAAAACAGGGAAGAACAGGAGUGAAUGAAAUCUGAAGGGAAAAACAAGUGAUGCCUUAUUAAAAGUGAAUUAUUUACCUUCAUAUUUUUGUUUAAAUGUGAAAGCCUGGGUUAUUAAUGAUUCUCACUAGUUCUCACUUUAAUUUUGUCCUGUUUUCAAACCGUUCUGGAAAGAAUAAUGUGAGUGAUCCUACAGGAACAAAAUAGCACAAAGAUGAUUAUGUGUAAUCUUUAAAUGACGGAAUUGAUUUUGGAGGUGGUAAACAUGUCUCAAUUCUAGAUUUUGAUUGUGCUACUAUAUAAUAUCUGGGCUGUGUUUGAAUAGGCAUGUGAGCCUUGCAUCUCUGAUUUAGAGCCGUCACUGUAAAUGUGUAGUCUUUAAGUCGGUAUGUUUGUGUCCUUUUGUGUUUGUCAGUUAUGUUAAACAAUAGUAAUCAAAGUAUGACUGAUAAUGACAUUAGAGACAGUAAUCAAUGUUAUACCUGUAGUGCUUUUGACUAUCAGAGUCAAAGAUGUGAAUAAGUUGCCUUUCUAAAAAAAAAAAAAAAACACACACAA
Labeo rohita (rohu) is the source of this 3586-nucleotide messenger RNA. RefSeq names its product polyhomeotic homolog 1 (gene phc1). Gene Ontology annotation, molecular function: protein binding; zinc ion binding. Gene Ontology annotation, cellular component: PRC1 complex; nucleus. The record is from RefSeq and is a predicted model, not a curated record. Lineage: Eukaryota; Metazoa; Chordata; Actinopteri; Cypriniformes; Cyprinidae.